AAAAGCCACCUCACUUUUUGUAACUCGCAGUUCUAUCUUGUUUCUUCUGCUCCAAUCUUCCCUCAAAAGUAAAAAGGAGCAGGGGAAAAUUCCUUCGUACCCAUCUCAAAUCUAUCAUUUAGAUCCCAUCUAUCCGAUUCUUGUUCAUGUUUGAUGUAGAUUCCACCUGGGUUUUUAUCUAAAUCGGCCUCUUUUAACCCUCUUGAUUCUUGUUUUCGCUAAUCCAUCUCCAGAAAAGUAGAAAAGAAGCUGCUGUUCAUGGCGACAGUAUCUGUUUCGAUGAAGGUUAAUAGGACGACCCCAUGUUUCGAUGAGGAUCAGGUGUGGCCGCCGGGGUUCCGAUUUCACCCAACCGAUGAGGAGCUUGUCGUGUAUUACCUGAAGCGGAAGAUGUGUCGGAAGAGGCUCAAGAUCAAUAUCGUUGGCGAGACCGAUGUUUACAAGUUUGAUCCUGAGGAGUUACCUGGGCAAGCAAUUUUGAAGACAGGAGACAGGCUUUGGUUCUUCUUCAGUGCAAGAGAUAGGAAAUACCCAAAUGGAGGAAGGUCAAAUAGGGCAACUAAGUAUGGGUAUUGGAAAGCAACUGGAAAGGAUCGUACUAUCACCUGUAAUUCUCGAAAUGUUGGGGUGAAGAAAACUUUAGUUUUCUAUAGAGGGCGUGCACCUUCUGGGGAGCGAACUGACUGGGUGAUGCAUGAGUACACCUUAGAUGAGGAGGAGCUCAAAAGAUGUGAUAAUGUAAAGGACUAUUAUGCUCUUUAUAAGGUGUAUAAAAAAAGUGGACCUGGCCCUAAAAAUGGUGAGCAGUAUGGGGCACCAUUUAGAGAGGAAGACUGGGCAGAUGAUGAAGGUACAAGUACCCUGGUUCCUGUUGAUUCAGGGACCCCUGUGAUGCAGCCUAAUGAGGCCACUUCUGACAGUAAUGUAGUAACUAAUUGUCAAGUUGAGCCUCCAUUAAUUGAUGUCUCAGAGCAGAUAACUGAUGGAGCACCUGAGGCUGCACUUCCUGAGCCACAAGAUGUUUAUUGUCAUUAUACAAUGCCUCAGGAUUUUGGUGAAAAAGAAGACCAGAGUGCUUUGGUGGAGUUAGCCUCAGGGGAAAUUGUCCUUCCUGAACAAAUGAGAGUUAUUCGCCCAAGUUAUCAGUCCAAUGAUGAGCACUCGAGCUUUGAAUUCACUCCGUCAACUACAUGUAAACUGCAAUCAAAUGUGUCACUUGAGGUUGCAUCAGCUUCCAACCACUCCGAAUGUGCACCUCAGAUACGUGGGGAAGACUUCUUGGAGAUUAAUGAUCUUGUUCUUCCUGAAGCUAUGGUUUUUGGUGUUGAGAAUCCUGUGGAGAACCUGCUGUAUGAUGAGUUGGAUUUGUACUAUGAUGCUGAAAAGUUUCUUCAUGACUUGGGGCCUAUUGAUGAGGGAAAUGUUUUGUACCCUUAUCUGAAUUCCAUUGGGGAUAAUUUCAUAAAUCAGGAGUACCAAUUGCAAGCCAAUUCAAAUCCAAGCCUGGCAGACCAGCACUUGCAACCCCAGUCAACAAUAAACCAGGCAGGUGACGAGUUGCAGUUCCAGGCAGGUGACGAGGUGCUGUUCCAGGCAGUCGACGAGUUGCAGUUCCAGGCAGGUGACGAGUUGCAGUUCCAGGCAGGUGACCAGUUGCAGUUCCAGGCAGGUGACCAGUUGCAGUUCCAGACAGGUGACCAGUUGCAGUUCAAGGCAGGUGACCAGUUGCAGUUCCAGACAGGUGACCAGUUGCAGUUCGAGGCAGGUGACCAGUUGCAGUUCCAGACAGGUGACCAGUUGCAGUUCCAGACAGGUGGAAACCUGCUGGAUUACCAGGCCCACAACAGUCCAGUUGGUAUGCAUCAGAUAACUAGCCAGCUCUGGACACAUGAGCAGGGAAGUUAUGUCUUCAAUCCAGCAGCAUCAAAUUUGGAAAUUCUUAAUACACCAACUUCAGGGCUGAAAUCUGAUGUAAAUCAAGAUCAAGGUCUAAAAGAAGAUGCUGCGACAAGCCCUAUUUCUUCUGCUUUGUGGGCCUUUGUGGAGUCAAUACCUACCACUCCUGCUUCUGCAGCAGAGAAUCCUUUGGUUAAUCGGGCUUUCGAGCGGAUGUCCAGCUUUAGUAGAGUGAGACUGAAUGCCAGAAACGAUAUUGUUUCUGCAGGUAAUGUCUCUGAAACUGGUAGAAGAACAGGUGGAAAGAGGGGAUUCUUUUUCCUCUCUAUAUUUGGUGCUUUAUGUGCUAUCUUGUGGGUGUUGAUAGGAACUGUAAGGUUGGUGGGGAGAUCCAUCUCCUCAUGAAGAUACUUUGUAAAUGGGAAGUUUUGUUUUGCACUCUACUGAAGAUGGCUGGAAUUAACUAAAUUGGUCGGCUCAGUGGUGUAAUAGAGGGUUUUAAUAACUUAUUUAUGAAUUUUUAACGUAAAGUUUGGGACAUAGGUUUCUUUCUAGAGCUCUGUUAUGUUACAGAUGUCCUUCAUUUAUGCAAAUAUAAGUUCUUUUUAAAAUUUAAAAAUCUAAUCUUUUUUUUUAUUCU
Molecule: messenger RNA, 2536 nt
Organism: Rubroshorea leprosula
Lineage: Eukaryota; Viridiplantae; Streptophyta; Magnoliopsida; Malvales; Dipterocarpaceae
Source: the annotation of a GenBank genome assembly